This is a messenger RNA of Rhipicephalus microplus (southern cattle tick), 2060 nucleotides long. RefSeq lists its product as uncharacterized. Gene Ontology annotation, molecular function: DNA-binding transcription activator activity, RNA polymerase II-specific; RNA polymerase II cis-regulatory region sequence-specific DNA binding. The record is from RefSeq and is a predicted model, not a curated record. Lineage: Eukaryota; Metazoa; Arthropoda; Arachnida; Ixodida; Ixodidae. Gene Ontology annotation, cellular component: nucleus. Gene Ontology annotation, biological process: regulation of transcription by RNA polymerase II.
GUGGCUACAUACAGGGGACGCACAGCCCACGCCUUAAGGAGCUUCGCCCCUAAAAGGCCUGUUCCCUUAAAUGGUUCCUUCAUAAAAAUAUUGUGUCUGAGCCUGCAGCAAAUGAGUCUGUCACGUUUUUUUUUUUUUUUUUUCAAAAUUUAUGGCUACGCUGUAAUGAAAAAUCAGGCUAAUGCAAAUAUAACUUGCUAUUGGCUUCAAGCAUGGUCAAAGUGAAUGCUAAUUAAUAUCAAUUAAUCUAUAAGUAAAUUAAACUUGCAGAAGGACUUUAAUUUUUGUAUGGUACAGGUUAUAAGCAGUAAAAUAAGGCAUGUUUUAAAAUCUGUCAUAUUUAACCAAUGUAGGCUUGUAUAGCAGGCUUUCAAACUUUACAAAGGAAUUGAGUUGCUGGCAGUGUGCAAACUGAACCUUGAAGUGUGGCUUGAUGACUGUGUGGAUUUCCCGAGAGUGAGUGGUCUCGCGGAACAGCAAGCCUAAACUGCAGUAAAACAACCUUUUCAGGAGGUUUACACGAGUUAAAAUUCACCCGUUUAGUUGUUUUGAAUAGGUUUGAAUACCAGACAUUUUAAAUUUGUGUCAAAGCAAAUUUGAAUAUGGCAAUAUUCAAUAAAAUAUUAGAAGCACUGGAAUGUUCACAUAGACCUAAAGAAAAAAUGAAACAGUUACUGUAGAUUUCAGUUCCAUUAUUUGCUUAUAUAAUGAUGAUAAAUGCUUGAAGUGGUAGCCAGUUGGAGCUUUGUUCAAACUGCAUUAUUAUAAGUAUAUUCAUGAAGCAUUUUAUUUUCUUGCCACCAAAAGAUUUAGUAAGAUACUUUGAAUGACCAGGUAAAACAGAACAUUGAUAUCUGCUAUUAGGACAACUGUCACACCACAUUGUGCAUUCAAUACUUUUUCAUAUAAAUAGAACAUCAUUUAGUGACCAUCACGGUACAGUCACUUGUUACCAUGCUUUUUAAUCUUUUGUUUCCUCUGGCUUUACAGUUCUGUCUGGUCACCUAUGUGGGUGGUAUUGUCAAUGCACAAGCUGUGGAAAUUGAGAGAAUACAUUCUUUUUGUGAACGAAACUGCUGUAAAUAUUCAGCAGGGGGCCCCAGCUUCUUGCAUGUCGUGUAGUUGUACAAACAUGUCGUUUUACUUGUUAUACUCUACUAGUAAAGCCAGGGGACAUUUUUCAUUUAAUUAUUAGUUUGAGCUUGUGACAAACAAAAUGAGGCCAAACUUCUGUAACGAUUAUGUAAUGGGCUUUCAUUAAGUGUGCACCAUUUCUUUAGUUGUACGUGCAAGUGGCAGGGUGUGAAAGAUUACGAUGGCAUCCUUGGCAUUUCCUGUUGAAACAGUUGGAGUCCACUGCCAUGUACAUUUUCUCAAGAGUUGACUCAGCCAAGUCGCGUUCGCAGUGGCUGCAAUGAACGGGCCAGGCAUAUGCCGACUAAUAUCACCCCUGAAAGUAGCGGCACACUUGACCAAAAUGACAUCGUCGAAGAACUCCGUCUGAGUUGGAGUGCAGCAGGCCUUCCAAGCGUCUCGACGGCUCCGUCAGAGCCGCAGCAUCGACAGCCACCACUGGCAUCGCUGAAGCGCCGCUGGCCAUGCCAGUUGUGCCCGAUCGUCUGCAGCACAGAGUUCAACCUAACGAGUCACAUGCGGCGUCAUGCAAACCGCAAGCGCCAUGCCUGCCCCGUUUGUCCAACAACGUGCAGCACGCUGUUCAACUUGGCCAGCCACAUGCGCACCCACACGGGCGAGAAACCGUUCAAGUGUGAGAUGUGCCCCAUGGCGUUUGCCGCCAAGGGCACGCUGGUGAACCACCGACGGACGCACACGGGAGAGCGGCCAUUCCAGUGCCCCAUCUGCAACAAGAGCUUCACGCGCAAGUUUGUGCUGCGGGACCACAUGACCUUCCGACACGCAAGCGAAAGUGUCUCGUGAUGAAGCUUCUAGACCAACAAUUCUCCGCUAAUGUAAAUGUUUUGAGUUGGCAUGUCGUAAAGCCAGAAAGGCUCGGUGAUGGAUGUGACAACGGUAGUCCUUUUGACGCGACAGCGUUAAAG